Molecule: messenger RNA, 157 nt
Organism: Diversispora eburnea
Lineage: Eukaryota; Fungi; Glomeromycota; Glomeromycetes; Diversisporales; Diversisporaceae
Source: the annotation of a GenBank genome assembly
AUGAAAUCCUACCAAACAAUUUAUGCUGACGGUGUUCCAAAACUAUCAGAUGCAAAAUCAUACUUUGCUUCACUACUUGAUCCUAAUGUUCCACGUUUCAUUCAUAAUCAAAUUGUCCGUAUAAGUAGUGAUGUUGGUGUAAUUAUAAAAUGUGAAG